AUGUCGGUUUCUCCGGAUACCGUCGCCGCAACCACAAGGCUGCUGGCAUCACUCGCUUCAGGGGGCGCAUUAGCACCGCUGGCCAAGGCAAAGCUUCCGGGCGAGGAUACUGAAGAGAAAAGAGCUCUUGAGAAGGAAAUAUUCGCCCUAGCAAAUCGGAUACGAUUGCUCGAGCUCAAAGCAUCGGCUGUGAACCCAAAUCUCUUCCCGGAAACACCAAAUGAUGGCCCACCGCCCAUGCUAGCCACGCCAGACAAUAACGAUACUAGUACAACUACAACUACAACUGCAGCUGCGACUGCGACUGCGACUGCAACUACUAGCAACUGUAUUAACGACGGAAUCCUAUCUACUGCUCAAGUACCGCCCACCAGCAAUGCUAAGCCUAUCAAUAUUGAGCCUGAUUUGGAGGUGCUCAAACAACAUGUCAAAGCUCAAGAGGGCGAAAUUCAGAGUCAUGGGAAGAAUGUGGAGGUUUUGGUAGAAGAGAUCAACCAACACCAGCAUGCUUUGCAGAAUGUAAAUCAGGAGUACAGCAGGGUUGAGAUGUUGGAGAAAGAGCUCAGAAAAAGCCAGAGGGCAAACUUGGCCUUCCAGAAGGCGUUGAGGGAGAUUGGUGAAAUCGUGACAGCCGUCGCUAGAGGUGACCUCACGAAAAAAGUCACGGUUCACGACGUGGAGAUGGACAAAGAAAUCGAGAUUUUCAAAGGUACUAUCAAUAACAUGACGGACCAGCUGCAGACAUUCGCCAGCGAGGUAUCUCGCGUCGCUAGAGAGGUCGGAACAGAGGGCCGAUUAGGAGGUCAAGCCAGUGUCAAUGGAGUUGAAGGCACUUGGCGUGAAUUAACUGAUAACGUCAACACUAUGGCUUCCAACCUUACCUCGCAAGUGCGAGAAAUCGCUGAAGUCACCUCUGCAGUCGCCAACGGUGACCUGUCGAGGAAGAUCCACGUCCAUGCUCAAGGUGAAAUAUUAAUGCUUCAGCAAACAAUCAACACCAUGGUGGAGCAACUAGGAAGAUUCGCGCUAGAAGUCACGAGAGUGUCGAGAGAAGUUGGUAUUGAAGGAAUACUAGGUGGUCAAGCAGAAAUCGAGGGAGUUAAGGGUACAUGGAGGGAGUUGACAGACAAUGUCAAUGCUAUGGCCGCAAAUCUUACUGAACAAGUCCGAAACAUUGCUACCGUCACAACCGCCGUUGCGAAAGGUGACCUCAGCCGAAAGGUCAGUGCCAGCUGCAGGGGCGAAAUAUUACAACUCAAGGAGACCAUCAACAAGAUGGUGGAUCGUCUUCAGAACUUCGCUAGCGAAGUCACAAAGGUCGCCCGUGAGGUCGGAACUGAAGGCCAGCUUGGUGGCCAAGCGAAUGUGGACGAUGUGGAGGGAACUUGGAAGUCUCUCACCGAAAGUGUUAACGGCAUGGCUACCAACCUUACGCUCCAAGUCAGAAAUAUUGCAUCCGUUACAACCGCUGUCGCUGAAGGCAACCUUAGUCUUAAGAUUGACGUGCCUGCCGAAGGCGAAAUCUUACAACUGAAAAAUACCAUCAACAAGAUGGUAGAAAGAUUGCAAAACUUUGCAACCCAAGUCACCAAGGUAGCCCGUGAAGUCGGAACCGAUGGUAUACUUGGCGGCCAAGCUAGGGUGCAAGAUGUGGAGGGUGUCUGGAAAGAUCUCACUGAUAAUGUGAACGUCAUGGCUAAUAACCUUACGACUCAAGUGAGAAGUAUUGCAGACGUGACAACUGCUGUGGCGCAGGGUGAUCUCAGCAGGAAGAUUACAGUUCACGCACAGGGUGAAGUGUUAGCUCUCAAAUCCACUAUCAAUAAGAUGGUGGAUCGUCUCGAAGUGUUCUCUCGAGAAGUGAAGCGAGUCGCCCGUGAUGUUGGUAUUGAUGGUAAACUCGGCGUACAAGCUGAAGUCAAUGAUGUCGAUGGAUUGUGGAAAGAAAUUACGACGAAUGUGAAUAUCAUGGCGACCAACUUAACGUCCCAAGUGCGAGCCUUUGCUCAAAUCACCGCCGCUGCUACUGAUGGAGACUUUACGAGGUUUAUCACCGUCGAGGCCUCCGGAGAAAUGGAUGCUCUCAAGACCAAGAUCAACCAGAUGGUGUUCAAUCUCAGAGAUAGUAUCCAGAAGAACACCGCUGCCAGGGAAGCCGCUGAAUUGGCCAACAGAACCAAGUCUGAAUUUCUCGCCAACAUGUCUCACGAAAUCCGAACACCCAUGAAUGGUAUCAUUGGCAUGACUCAACUUACUCUCGACACCGAUCUUACUCAGUUCCAACGAGAAAUGUUGAACAUUGUCCACAAUCUUGCUAAUAGUUUGUUGACAAUUAUUGAUGACAUUUUGGAUAUCUCGAAAAUCGAAGCCAAUCGUAUGGUUAUGGAAGAGAUACCAUUCUCUCUCCGAGGAACCGUCUUUAAUGCGCUGAAGACCUUGGCUGUUAAGGCCAACGAACGAUUCCUAGAUCUUGUUUACAAUGUCGAUAAUGUGGUUCCAGACCAUGUCGUUGGCGACUCCUUCCGUCUUCGUCAAGUUAUCCUCAACCUCGUUGGAAACGCGAUCAAAUUCACCGAGAGUGGAGAGAUUACCUUGAGCAUUAAGCCCGCUGACCAAGGACGUUGCAAAGAAAACGAGUACUGCUUCGAGUUCUCCGUGGCAGAUACUGGCAUCGGUAUCCAAGCCGACAAAUUGGAUCUUAUCUUCGAUACAUUUUGUCAGGCUGAUGGUUCCACGACAAGGAAGUUUGGCGGCACCGGGCUUGGUCUUUCGAUUUCUAAGCGCCUUGUUAAUCUCAUGGGUGGAGACGUAUGGGUAAAGAGUCAAUACGGCGUCGGAAGCACGUUCUACUUCACCGUGGUCGUUAAACUAGCAGAGACCGAUCUUACUCUCAUCCGACCACAAUUGGCACCUUACAAGGGACACCAAGUUCUCUUCAUUGAUGACGUGGGUGACCAGUCCGGCAUUGCCAUUGCCGACAUGCUCAGGCAACUCGAGCUCGUUCCUAUUGUAGUCAAGAGUGCGGAAGAAGCCCCGAGAGCAGAUCACCCACUAUAUCCUGCUAAGAAUGGUAUUGCAUACGAUGUCAUCAUUGUCGAUUCGAUGUCGAUGGCACUUAAGCUUCGAACUUUCGACCACUUCAAAUAUAUCCCACUGGUUUUGUUAUCCCCAGUGAUACAUGUCAGUCUGAAAUCGACCCUCGAUCUCGGUAUAACAUCAUACAUGACGGUCCCAUGCCUCCCGAUCGACUUGGGUAAUGGAAUGAUACCAGCUUUAGAAGGAAGGGCCGCACCUUCGAUAUCCGAAAACUCGAAAUCGUUAAACUUACUGUUGGCUGAGGAUAACGUAGUGAACCAAAAGCUCGCUGUCAAAAUUCUUGAGAAAUAUCACCAUACAGUCGAGGUUGUUGAGAACGGUCUACAGGCCGUAGACGCUGUCCAAAAAAAGCGAUACGACUGUGUGUUGAUGGAUGUCCAGAUGCCGGUGAUGGGUGGAUUUGAGGCAACGGCUAAAAUCCGUGAAUAUGAACGGGACUUCGGCCUACCCCGAACUCCAAUCGUGGCUCUCACUGCCCAUGCCAUGUUGGGCGAUAGAGAGAAAUGCAUCCAGGCGCAAAUGGAUGAGUAUCUUUCCAAGCCACUCAAGCAAAACCAACUCAUCCAGACUAUAUCGAAGUGCGCGGCUUUGGGCGGUACCCUGCUAGAGCGUGGUGUUACUAAGUCAGAUGAUAGGAGGGUUGUCGCUAGUCUUACUCGGCCGCCGUACGACAGCAGGUCGAUGACCUCGAAUGCGUCUGUUAUGAGGCCGGAGGCGAGCGCCAGCUCGAGUGCCAUGUCGCCGACAACACUGACACCUGAAGAAGCAAUGGAGAGCAGGGCAAACCCGAUCCACUAG
Messenger RNA from Orbilia oligospora ATCC 24927, 3894 nucleotides. RefSeq lists its product as uncharacterized. Gene Ontology annotation, biological process: cellular hyperosmotic response; phosphorelay signal transduction system; phosphorylation. The transcript is spliced from 6 exons. Lineage: Eukaryota; Fungi; Ascomycota; Orbiliomycetes; Orbiliales; Orbiliaceae. The coding region runs from base 1 to 3894 and encodes 1297 amino acids. Gene Ontology annotation, cellular component: membrane. Gene Ontology annotation, molecular function: phosphorelay sensor kinase activity. The record is from RefSeq and is a predicted model, not a curated record.